Messenger RNA from Galeopterus variegatus (Sunda flying lemur), 2118 nucleotides. RefSeq names its product klotho (gene KL). Gene Ontology annotation, molecular function: beta-glucosidase activity. The record is from RefSeq and is a predicted model, not a curated record. The transcript has 4 exons. Gene Ontology annotation, biological process: carbohydrate metabolic process. The coding region runs from base 1 to 2118 and encodes 705 amino acids. Lineage: Eukaryota; Metazoa; Chordata; Mammalia; Dermoptera; Cynocephalidae.
AUGACUGACCAUAACAUCAAAGAAUGUCAAAAAUCUCUUGACUUUGUGCUAGGCUGGUUUGCCAAACCCAUAUUUAUUGAUGGUGACUAUCCUGAAAGCAUGAAGAAUAACCUUUCAUCUCUUCUGCCUGACUUUACUGAAUCUGAGAAAAAGUUCAUCAAUGGGACGGCUGACUUUUUUGCUCUUUCCUUUGGACCAACCUUGAGUUUUCAGCUCUUGGACCCUGGCAUGAAGUUCCGCCAAUCAGAAUCUCCCAGCCUGAGGCAACUGCUCUCCUGGAUUGACCUUGAAUAUAACCACCCUCAAAUAUUUAUUGUGGAAAAUGGCUGGUUUGUCUCAGGGACCACCAAGAGAGAUGAUGCCAAAUAUAUGUAUUAUCUCAAAAAGUUCAUAAUGGAAACCUUAAAAGCCAUCAGGGUGGAUGGGGUCAAUGUCAUUGGGUACACGGCGUGGUCCCUCAUGGAUGGCUUCGAGUGGCACAGAGGCUACAGCAUCAGACGUGGACUCUUCUAUGUUGACUUUCUAAGCCAGGAUAAGAAGUUGUUGCCGAAAUCUUCAGCCUUGUUCUACCAAAAGCUGAUAGAGAAAAAUGGCUUCCCUCCUAUACCUGAAAAUCAACCCCUAGAAGGGACAUUUCCCUGUGACUUUGCUUGGGGAAUUGUUGACAACUACAUUCAAGUAGACACCACUCUGUCUCAGUUUACCGACCCGAAUGUGUACCUGUGGGACGUCCACCACAGUAAGAGGCUUAUUAAGGUGGACGGGGUCGUGACCAAGAAGAGGAAAGCCCACUGCGUGGACUUGGCCGCCAUCCGGCCCCAGGUCGCCUUACUCCUGGAGAUGCACGUCACGCAUUUCCGCUUCUCGCUGGACUGGGCGCGGAUCCUCCCCCUGGGGAACCAGUCGCAGGUGAACCACACGGUCCUGCACUACUACCGCUGCGUGGUCAGUGAGCUCGUCCGCGCCAACAUCACGCCGGUGGUGGCCCUGUGGCAGCCUUCCGCGCCGCACCAUGGCCUGCCGCGCCCCCUGGCCAGGCAGGGCGCCUGGGAGAACCCGCACACGGCCCUGGCUUUUGCAGAAUACGCCCGACUGUGCUUUAAGGAGCUGGGCCACCGCGUCAAGUUCUGGAUCACGCUGAACGAGCCGUACACGCGCAACAUGACCUUCAGCGCCGGCCACAACCUGCUGAGGGCGCACGCGCUGGCCUGGCGCGUGUACCAUGACCAGUUCAGGCCGGCGCAGAGCGGCCGCAUCUCCAUAGCUCUGCAGGCGGACUGGAUAGAACCGGCCUGCCCGUUCUCCCAAAAGGACAGAGAGGUGGCAGAGAGAGUUCUGGAAUUUGACAUCGGCUGGCUGGCUGAGCCCAUUUUUGGCUCUGGCGAUUAUCCACGUGUCAUGAGGGACUGGCUGAACCAAAGAAAUAAUUUCCUGCUACCUUAUUUCACUGAAGACGAAAAGAAGCUCAUCCAGGGUUCCUUUGACUUUUUGGCUUUAAGCCAUUACACCACCAUCCUUGUAGACUGGGAAAAAGAAGAUCCAAUCAAAUAUAAUGAUUACCUCGAAGUGCAAGAAAUGACUGACAUCACGUGGCUCAACUCCCCUGGUCAGGUGGCCGUGGUGCCCCGGGGCUUACGCCAAGUGCUGAACUGGCUCAAGUUCAAGUAUGGGGACCUCCCCAUGUACGUCAUAGCCAACGGGAUCGAUGACGACCCGCGUGCCGAGCAAGACAGGUUGAGGGCGUAUUAUAUACAGAGUUACAUCAAUGAAGCUCUCAAAGCCUACUUAUUGGAUGGUAUCAACCUUUGUGGAUACUUUGCUUAUUCAUUUAACGAUCGCACAGCUCCGAAGUUUGGUCUCUAUCGUUACGCUGCAAAUCAGUUUGAGCCAAAACCGUCCAUGAAACAUUACAGGAAAAUUAUUGACAACAAUGGUUUCCCAGGCCCUGAAACUCUGGGAAGAUUUUGUCCGGAAGAAUUCACCCUGUGCACCGAGUGCAGUUUUUUUCAUACCCGAAAGUCUUUACUGGCUUUCAUAGCUUUUCUUUUUUUUGCUUUUAUUAUUUCUCUUUCCCUUAUUUUUUACUACUCUAAGAAAGGCAGAAAAAGUUACAAAUAG